Dendrobium catenatum is the source of this 1309-nucleotide messenger RNA. RefSeq names its product ethylene-responsive transcription factor 3. Gene Ontology annotation, molecular function: DNA binding; DNA-binding transcription factor activity. NCBI's taxonomy places the organism in Eukaryota, Viridiplantae, Streptophyta, Magnoliopsida, Asparagales, Orchidaceae. The transcript has a single exon. The record is from RefSeq and is a predicted model, not a curated record. Gene Ontology annotation, biological process: regulation of DNA-templated transcription. The coding region runs from base 432 to 1031 and encodes 199 amino acids.
UCAACUUAUUUAUACUUAGAUUGGGAUAGAUGAGUAUAAAUAAAUCCCAGAAUAAAUUGGUUUUCAAGCGGGCGGGUAAAAGACGAAAAUCACGAGGUAAAAGUAAGAAACCAUCGAAUAAAUGCGAAAGGGUUCUGUAUUCGCGUCGCGCAAAAACCAAAGCAGAGUAAAAGAAAUUAUUAAUUUGACUUAAAUUGAAAAAGGGGGAAAAAAUAAAUGGAAAAGGUGAGAGGUAGAAGACGAAAGCAAUAAGUUGGCUUGGAGGAUGUAAAGAGAAGCAGCGGAGAUGGUGAAGAAGAAGAGUUCAAGACUCUUCCUUUCCUGAAUAAGGAGAUAAACAGGGAGAAGAAGGCGUUCUUUAUCUAUUAUUCUCUAAUAGAUCGAUCGAACGAGGCAUCGUUCGGAUCUUCAUCGGAGAAACUUUAACGACGAUGAUGAGGAAGGGGCGUACGCUGGCUGCCGGAGAAGCUCAUCUGACCGAUGCACCUCCACAGCCGCCGCCGAAAGAGAUACGCUUUCGGGGAGUUCGCAAGCGUCCUUGGGGCCGAUUUGCCGCUGAGAUUCGCGAUCCCUUGAAGAAGACGAGGGUAUGGCUCGGCACCUUUGACUCUGCCGAGGACGCAGCUCGCGCCUACGAUGUGGCAGCUCGUGAACUCCGCGGUUGUAAGGCAAAGACUAACUUCCCUCCUCUCAUCGCCGGUGGUAUCCACGUAGACGCGCAGUUUUUCCCGAAUCCAGCGCCGACGCCGCCGCGUCCCACAUCGAGUAGUCUGAGCAGUACAGUGGAGUCUUUCAGCGGUCCGCGCCUCUCUAUCCCCCGGCCGCCUUCGAUCCACAUCCGGCCUCCGGCGAAUCAGGCGCCGUUACGUGUUCUGACCGGUGACGAAGACUGCCACAGCGACUGCGGCUCCUCGUCUUCUGUCGUCGACAACGGAGACGUUGCGUCGGAGUACCGGAAACCCCUUCCGUUCGAUCUCAACCUCCUUCCGCCACCGAAUGAUGACCUGCAGAGUACCGUUCUCCGUCUUUGAAGAAAAGAUCUGAAGAAUUGCUGAAAAAGGAAUUUGGUUCUCCUCUUCAACGGUCUUCUACUUCUCUUUUCUUACACUUAUUUUAAUUUGCUUAUCUCUAUUAUUUAGCACCUGAUCGGGAUUUGUGAUCGGAACAGUUCACAUUUGGGGCUUUAUAUUUGAAUCUAUUUGAUGUUCUUUGUUUCCCCUCUACACAUCUUAUCCUGUACAAAAGUUCUAUCUUCCUAAUUGAAUGAGAUAUACUAUCUGAUCUAAUUCAAAGUUCUCAACUUUUUUUC